Terrapene triunguis (Three-toed box turtle) is the source of this 973-nucleotide messenger RNA. RefSeq names its product claudin-4-like. Gene Ontology annotation, cellular component: bicellular tight junction; plasma membrane. Gene Ontology annotation, molecular function: structural molecule activity. NCBI's taxonomy places the organism in Eukaryota, Metazoa, Chordata, Testudines, Emydidae. The transcript has a single exon. Bases 4 to 648 code for a protein of 214 amino acids. Gene Ontology annotation, biological process: cell adhesion; bicellular tight junction assembly. The record is from RefSeq and is a predicted model, not a curated record.
GCCAUGACGGUGAUGGCUGUGCAGAUGGGGGGCCUGGCCCUGUCGGUGCUGGGCUGGCUGGGCACCAUCCUGACCUGUGCGCUGCCCAUGUGGAAGGUGACGGCCUUCAUUGGCUCCAACAUCAUCGUGGCCCAGGUGUUCUGGGAGGGGCUGUGGAUGAACUGUGUGUACGAGAGCACAGGCCAAAUGCAGUGCAAGGUCUAUGACUCGCUGCUGGACCUCUCCUCGGACCUCCAGGCAGCCCGAGCCCUAGUUGUGGUCUCCAUUGUGGUGUCCUUCCUUGCCCUCCUUAUUGCCAUCUUUGGGGCCGAGUGCACCAGGUGCGUCGAUGACAAGGAGGCCAAGGCCAAGAUCUCCAUCACCGCCGGGGCUGUCUUCAUUCUGGCCGGGAUUGGGCUGCUCAUCCCUGUGUCCUGGUCGGCCAACACCAUCAUCAGCAACUUCUACAACCCCAUGGUGCCAGAGGCUUUAAAGAGGGAGCUGGGGGCUUCCCUCUAUGUGGGCUGGGCCGCAAGUGCCCUCUUGGUGUUUGGGGGGGCCAUACUGUGCUGCUCCUGCCCCCCCAGCCAAGAUGCGCCAUACCCCAUGAAGUAUAAAGUGGUGAAGCACUCCAGCCUGGGGAGCUAUGCCCUUAAGAACUACGUGUGAGGAGCCCUGCCUUGCCCUCCCUGGAGACCCCCCUCUCGCCUCAGCCCAUCCCACGUGCUCGCAGGGGCCCCUUUACAGCCAUCCAAACAGAUGUUGGCUUCAAGCCGAAGUAUGUGAAAUUUGUAGGGGUUCCCCUCCCAGUCUGGGUCCUGCCCCACAUGUAUCCUCCCACCUGCAUCUCACCCCACCCGUCCCACCUCCCCACGCGUUUCCCUGCCUGCAUCCCACCCUACCCAUCCCACCUCCCGAUGUGUAUCCCCCUGCAUCCCACCCCACCUCCCCAUGCGUUUCCCUGCCUGCAGCCUAUCGCACCCCACCAUGUGUA